This is a messenger RNA of Hevea brasiliensis (rubber tree), 1788 nucleotides long. Its product is annotated as putative disease resistance protein At3g14460. Lineage: Eukaryota; Viridiplantae; Streptophyta; Magnoliopsida; Malpighiales; Euphorbiaceae. The transcript has a single exon. The record is from RefSeq and is a predicted model, not a curated record. The coding region runs from base 1 to 1788 and encodes 595 amino acids.
AUGAGCAGUUCAAAUCCUUUUCCAGCUCUUGAGACUCUACGCUUUGAGGACAUGAAAGAAUGGAAAGAGUGGAAUAUUUGUGGGUGUGAAUUCCGUCUUCUGCGCGAGCUUUCCAUUGUUAAUUGUCCCGAGCUGUUAGGAAAAUUACCCAGCCAUCUGCCUUCAUUGCAAACGCUUGAGAUUAGAGAAUGUUAUGGAUUGGUGGUUUCAUUUCAAAACCUUCCUAUCAUAUCUCACUUCGAAAUCCAAGGAUGCAGAAAGGUUGAAUUAGGUAGAGGUUUUAGCGCAGCAAACUUCUUGAUGGUUAGUAAAGUAGAAUCAUUUUUAUUUCGACCGAAAGAGUUGAUGCAAGGCUUAAGAAAGUUGAAAAGCUUGACUGUUGGUAAUAAUUCUUUCUAUCCUCUCUCUUGUCCAAAAUGGGUGCUUUUUGAAGGCAUCGCUAAACAUGGUAAGUUGUUGCAUAAGGGCGUCGCUGAUAGUGGAAUUAAAAUUUUGGAAUUUUGUUGUUGUGAAGGGCUUGAGAAACUACCGCCAUGGAUUCAUAGCUUUAAGUCUCUGAGAAAGCUAUCUAUUGAAAACUGCCCGAGACUUAUUUCUUUGCCAGAUGCAGUGAUUUAUAAAAGUUUGUGUCUUGAGGAGUUGAAAAUUUUUGAGUGUGAUUCUCUAAUUUCCAUUGGAAGACACCAGCUACCCACAACUCUAAGAAGACUAGAGAUACUUAGCUGCCACGGAUUGCAGAGGCUGCUGGAUGUGAGAGAGGCUUGUUCCUCUUCUAGGUUUACUGAUAAGGAGAGUAUCAGCUGCGAUGCUAACUCAUCUAAUCUCCAGCACUUGCGAAUUGAUUGGUGCCCCUCUGUUACUUUCUUAGGGGCGUUACCUGCUUCUCUUAAAGUUCUGGCUUUCAAUUGUAACAUACAUGACAACGUAAGUGUAAAGUUAGAGUCAAUAGCUGAAAGGUUUGACAACAAUACAUCUCUUGAAUCUAUUGAAAUCGUAGGUGCUCCUUAUCUUAAAUCCUUACCCGAGAACCUGCACAUGCUCACCAAUCUCCUCCGCAUUUGGAUACAUUGCUGUGAGAAACUCGAGGCCCUUCCUGAUAGUAUGCACAAUCUCACAUCUCUUCAAGAAUUAACCAUAACGAAUUGUCCCAAUGUUGUUUCUUUCCCUCAGGGAGGGUUGCCCACCACUCAUCUGAAAAAAAUUAUAGUUGAAUCCUGUGAGAAACUUGAGGCCCUUCCUGAUAACAUGCACAAUCUCACUUCUCUUGAAGUUUUGGCUAUGCAAGAUUGCCCUGGCAUCAUGUCCUUUCCAGAAGAAGGUUUCCCCACCAACCUGAAAUCGCUUUCUAUUUAUGAGGUCGAGAUUUGUACCCCUUUGUUUAAUUGGGGUUUGCACAGGCUGACCUCUCUGGAGAAUCUCAGUGUUGCAGGUGGAUGUCCUGGUAUCGUGUCCUUUCCACAAGAUGAGGUAGAUACGAAAUUGUCUAACUCUCUUACCAGCCUUACCAUUGAAGGAUUCCAAGACCUAAAAUACCUUUCCAGCAAGGGUUUUCAAAGCCUCACGUCACUUGAAUAUCUGGUGAUCAAGAGUUGCCCUAAACUUGCCUCCUUUCCAAAGAAUGGCCUGCCUUCCUCUCUUUUGAGCUUGUAUAUCUACAACUGCCCUCAACUUGAGCAGAAGUGCCUGAAGUGUAAAGGGCAAGAGUUGCUAGAAUUAGCCCGCAUUCCAAAGGUGAAAAUUACAGAUAAUAAUCUGAAAGAACUCAAGCUAGAUUAUGUAUUUUCAUGA